Messenger RNA from Racocetra persica, 427 nucleotides. The record is from the annotation of a GenBank genome assembly. Lineage: Eukaryota; Fungi; Glomeromycota; Glomeromycetes; Diversisporales; Gigasporaceae.
AUGACUUCUUAUAGAUCUCUUUCAUAUUUUUUAAUAUUUCUUUUCUUGCUUUUCUCUGUAAUUUCAUCCGCUAAUUCUCAUCCUCAUAAAAGAGAUGCUCCAGACCCAUGUGCACCAGUUUUAGCAUCAACAAAUCCUAAUUAUACUGAUGUAAAAAAUUGCUUGACCAGUUUCCCGUAUAAUGAGACUAAAGCAAAAGAGACUGUCGAUUUGUUGAAAAAGUACACCUCUGAUUUCUACGUGUUCUUUAAUCAAGCCAGGGAGCAACCAAAACCUGGGUUUACAUUUGAGCCUGUAGAUAUAUUCAAAGAAUUGGAUAAAAUUAUCGCAAGUAGUCCUAAAACGGAAUUUGAAUUUAUGAACUCUUUAAGAAAUGUUUAUAAAAGAUUACGCGAUGCACAUACACAACUUAUUCCUUCCUGCUAUG